AUGAAACCAUCCAUCCCAUUCCUACUAUUCCUAACGAACGCGCUCCUUCCAGCCAGCGCAGCAGCCUCCCAAUCCAACCCACCCAAAACAGACGCCUACACACUCGACCAUUUCCGAAAAGUCGGCGCCUGCUUCUUAUAUACCGGAAAGGGGGGAGAUCGCGAAAAGGCCAUUUCACCUUGUAAAGAGUGGUGUCCUGCUCAUGAAGGGAAGGAUAAACAGGGGAUUGGUUGCUACAUCCCAGGCAUAACAACCCUCGACAACCUCGACCCCAGCAUCUUCCUCAACGACGAACAAGGCCACGAAUACAUCCCGGGAAAAUGCCUCUGCGAAAACCCCCAGAAGUACCUUCCCCUCGUGGAGCCAGUCAUAAACUCGCUGUCGAAGCUGGACGAUAUUCUCUGCGGCGUGUUCCUGGAGAGUUUCAAGACGAUCGCCAUGUUUGGACUCAAUACCGUGUUUGGGAGUGGACAAGCCGAGGGGCUGCGGAUGACUGUUGAAGGGACGAAAGGGGCGGGCUCCGGUGAUGGUGCUUGUCGGUUCUUGUUUGGGUGA
This is a messenger RNA of Aspergillus campestris IBT 28561, 555 nucleotides long. RefSeq lists its product as uncharacterized. The transcript is spliced from 2 exons. The record is from RefSeq and is a predicted model, not a curated record. NCBI's taxonomy places the organism in Eukaryota, Fungi, Ascomycota, Eurotiomycetes, Eurotiales, Aspergillaceae. The coding region runs from base 1 to 555 and encodes 184 amino acids.